GGAGUACAUAAAUGUAUUGAGCCCCCAAAGUUGAUGGAAACACACACAAACGCGACACAAGAAAAUUUGGAUUAUAAGAACCGGACUUUUUUUGAUAAAAUAUCAAAAGCAGAGAAUGAAAUUGCCAACCGUGCACUGGGGAAACUUAUAUUUGGAUGUAACAUUCCUCUUAGUGUUGUAGACUCUAAUCAUUUUAAAAAUUUUGUCAAGACUUUAAGACCGUCAUACAGGCCACCAGUUCGAAAAACACUUGCAACAACCAUUCUUGAUGCAGAAUAUGAAGAGUGCAGAACUUCUUUAAAGUUUGGUGAACAUUCUGUUCUGCUCAUCGAUGGAUGGAAGAAUGAGGCAGCCAACACAAAAAACAUAGCUGCUAUGAUACAUAAUGCAGCAGGUGACAUUGGAUUUCUUGAUGCUUGGGAUCUGUCGGGAGAGAGUGAAACAGGAAGUGCUCUAAAGGAUAUUGUUUCACAAGCAAUUGUAUCUGCACGUGAUCUUUACAAUACAGAAUUAUAUGCUGUAUGUUCGGACAAUGCUGCCAAUAUGAUGAAAAUGGGUAAAAUAAUAGAUUUGUGGCACAUUACAUGCAAUUCACAUACUGGUAAUCUUCUUGCAAAAGAGCUUGUCCCACCCCAGCUGGCAUCAAGAGUAAAUACAUUGUUAAAAGCUUUCACUUCAGCUGAUCAAGAAGUACGUCUCCUUGCAUAUGGUGGACACCGGAUAACACUGGCAUGUGAAACACGAUGGUGCAGCAAUAGAGAUGCAUUCCUUUGUCUGCAGAAAAAUCUACCAGCAAUGAAAAAGGUGGUUGGACAGGGUGUAUCAAUUGACCCUGCUGCUCUUCAGCUGAUGUUUGAUGACAACUUCAUGAAGCAAGUUUCAGAUGGCAUCCAGCUGUUUGACCCUGUUUGUACGUUAAUCAAUAAGUGUCAGCAAAGCAAAUUCAGUAUUGCUGACGCUGCAGAAGAGUGGAUGCAAUUACGGUUGCCAGAUGGAUACAUCCAACUCCAAAAAAAUGUCGAAAAGAGGCGUGAGCAAGCACUUACCACAUAUGGCUUAGCAGCAAACUUCUUGCACCCAGUCUACCUAGGGAAGAGGUUUUCUGCAGAACAGCAUGAUGAGGUGGAGGAGUUCUUGCUUCAAGAACUUGAUGGGCAAGGACUGGAUGAUCUAGCAAAAUUCAAGAGUUCUACAGAGCAUAGUAUUUUUCAGUUACUUAGAGAGAAAGGUGUUGUUAAUCCAUCAUCUUUCUGGGGGCUUGCUCAACGAAAACAUCCAGAAAUAAGCAAACUAGCAAUUAAGCUCUUGAAUAUCCCAGCCUCAUCUGCACAACUAGAGAGGGCAUUUAGUAAUUGGUCGUAUGUCCACUGCCCCUUACGAAACAGGCUUACAUUUGAAAGGUCAAAAAAGUUGCUGCAUGUGUACCAUACGCUGAAACUUCGAGAUGUCCCAUCUGAUGAAUAUUGACUGACUUGAUAAAUGGAAACCAAUCCUACUCUCUAGUUUUAUUGUACUAAAGAAUAUUAAAUAUGUAAUUUUAAACAUACAAAUUCUAGUUUCCAGGUAAAUAUGUAGUCUGUAUGAUGUUAAUAAACAUAAUUUUCUACGUGUAGACUAUGUAAUAAAUCUCAA
Messenger RNA from Bacillus rossius redtenbacheri, 1632 nucleotides. RefSeq lists its product as uncharacterized. Gene Ontology annotation, cellular component: nucleus. Gene Ontology annotation, biological process: regulation of transcription by RNA polymerase II. Gene Ontology annotation, molecular function: protein dimerization activity. The record is from RefSeq and is a predicted model, not a curated record. The transcript is spliced from 2 exons. The coding region runs from base 34 to 1467 and encodes 477 amino acids. Lineage: Eukaryota; Metazoa; Arthropoda; Insecta; Phasmatodea; Bacillidae.